CGCGCGGAGCUCUGCCGCCAGGGGCGGGGCAGCACUGCAGCAGUGCGCCUCUCCAGCUGUCUCUCUCCAGUAAUGGUCCACAGAUAUGCACGCCUCUCUCCGCCCCUGCCGCCAGACAGGUGGUCGGAAUAUCUGCGCUCAUCCUCCAGCGCUCCGACCGCGUUAGAACAGGAAAAUAAAUAAAUAUCUGUUGACAGCAGGAGCGGCUUGGCUGGCGCAAGCGCGUCCCCGAUGGACUUCCAGCGUUUGACAUCCGCGAUCACCGGGCGGACAGCGGGAGAGGGGGGCAGCAACCGGAACGCACCAGGAGAGGAGCCCCGCCGAUCUUUGCAGCGAAUUCCUCCAGAUGUCGCUCAGCGGAGCGGGAGAGGGUCUGCCCACCGAGGGGUGUGAUGCUCGAGUGAAAAAUUAACGCGAUUGAGGUGGGAAUCUUCAUCUGUGCGGCGAAAGGAUAAUCUGUGACGGUCCUCCGAUCUUCGGGAAGUUCCCCUGGGAAGGAAGCAGGGAAAAGGGGAAAAAGGGGGAUUCCAUCAUGGCUUCAGGCGCCGGUAAGGCUGCACAGUCCCCUGGCUCCACCGUGAACGGGACUGCGGCAGAGUUCACCAACAUCGAGCAGGAGCUGUAUGAUUACCAGAUGCACAGCAAGAUGUGCAAGAAGAUUGCCCAGCUGACUAAGGUGAUUUACUCCUUGAACAUGAGGAACGAGGAGCAAGAAGCAGCCCUACAGGCCCUAAGCCACGCCCACCACGAGGAGCUGCAUCGCAUCCUGAUGGAGAUGUGCCACGAAGGGGAGGGGUCAGCGCUGAGGACACGCCUCCUCGAACUCCAGGAGUCUUUGGAUGAGCAGCAGCGAGUUGGGGCCCAGGUGUGUGCAUUUGUUCAGGCAGAUUUUGAGUUUUUUCGGAUCCAGGCAGAGGAGAGGGAACGUGAGACUGAAGCGCAGCUGAGAAAAGAGUUUGAGCAGAAGCUCCAGGCUGCAGAAGAGGAGCUCCAGGAGGCCAAGGCUGAUAUCAGUGCAGCCCAGGAGGAGAGCCUGAGACUGGGCAAAGAACUAGAGAAAGCUGGGGAGCAGAUCCAGGACCUGAACGUCAAAUGUGAGGAGCUCCAGAAAGCAGCUGAAGAUGAGACGAAGAGGGAGCAGGAGGAGAGACAACGAGAAGAUGAAGAAAAAGAGAAACAAGAGAAGGAGGAGAGGAGAACAAAGCGGAGCGAGGAAUCGGAAAGAAUGAAAGUGCUCCUGGAGGAGCUGAAGUCACUGAAGGAGGAGAGGGAACGUACAGAGGAGGAGAGGAGGCGAGCGGACAAAAAAGAGCGGGAGCAAUGGGAGCAAAAGUUGAACGAUCUAAAUGAGGAGAAAGAGGAAACGAGGAAGAAAAUAGAAGCCGAGUGGAGGCAGGAGCGGCAGAGAUGGGAGGAGAGGGAGGAGGUGGAGAAGAAGGGCAUGCACAGCGCUCUGAGGGAACGAGUGAAACGAGCUGAAGCAGAAGUAGAAAGUCACCUGGAGAGGCUGGCGGAGAGCAAGAGGAACACAGUAAAACUUCAAGAACGGAUACAGGAUCUGGAGGAGGAGUUGGAGCUAGACCGGAAGCGCGUGUUGGAGGCUGAGGGUGUGGUUAAACGGGCGGAGGAGGAGCUUGCGGUUGCCAAGGAGAGGCUGCUGCUGCAGGAAGACGAGCUUCAGAGCAGAGCAGAAGAACUGCUGAAUCGUGGAGGCUGCGAGGUGUGUGUGUGUGCUGAGAUGGAGGAGCUGAAGAGCCAGCUGAGUCGUCUGCAGAGCAGGAACAGAGAGCUGGAGCUGCAGAGCAGCUGCCGAAACAGCGACCACGCCCGCCAGAUACGCCAGCAUGCCGAAGCCCUGUCCACUUUACGCUCGGAGAUGGUGAGAGCCCAGACGGAGGAGCUGCGUCGCAUCCAAAAGCACGCAGAUGACGAACGGGACAAACUGCUGAGGGAGACGGAAAAAGAGAGGGAACGACUGCAGAAGGAGAGAGAGCAGGAAAAAGAACAGCUCGAGAAGGAGAGGAGCAAACUGCGCAGAGAGAGAGAAGAGGAGAAGGGAGCGCUGCACAAGGAGGCGGAGGAGAUGAAAGAACAUCUGAGGAGAGAAAAAGAGGAAGAGGUGGGCCGACUGCGCAAAGAAGUGGAAGUGGAGAGAGUCCGCGUCCGCUCCCAGUUGGACAAGAACAUGGAGCAGAUUGAGACGGAGAGAGCCCAUGUGCAGCAGAAGCUGGAGGAGGAGAAGAAGAGGUUGGUGGAGAAAGCAGAGGAGGACAGGAAGCGGCUGAAGGAGCAGGUGCGGAAGGCCAUAGAGGAGGUGAUGAGGAGGCAUGCUGCUGAGUUAAACAACGUUCAAGAAGCUCUGAGCGCAGAGAGGAAGACCAACCAAGAGGUGUGUGCUCGUUUGGAGGAGGAGAGGAGAGCUGCUGAAGAGCUACGUGGCGGGUUGGAGACGGAAAGAGAAGAGCUGAGGACAAGACUGAAGGACGCCACCAAUGAGGUCUGCAGGUUGGAGGUCAUGAUCCAGCAGAAUGACAAGAGGGAAAAGUCGGCCCUCGAAGUUGCACCUUCAUGUGAGGCACAGUGCUCCCGCCUGGAGGAGGAGCUUCGCCAGGCUCGGAGUCGACUGGCUCGGGUUCAAGAGGAGGCAGAGCGGCAGCGGGACAGACAGCAGAAAGAGAUAGCAUCCCUGAGGACGGACAAGCAUCGGCUGGAGGAGAAAGUCCUGGAACAGAGCCGAAUGAGCACAGAGAGGAGGCUUCUGGAGCAGAACCAGCGGCAGACAGAGGACCGAAUCAGGGCAGAGUGUGAGGAUCGCCUCAGAGCAGAGUUCAGGAUCGAGAUGAACGCAGCCGUCGCUGAGAGCGAACAGAGGUGGCAGGGCCGAGAAGAGGAGCUGCAGGCCCAGAUAUCAGAGCUGCAGGCUCAGCUGACUGAGCUGCAAACACAGGUGGAGAAAAAGAAGGCGGGGCAAGGAGACGAUUGCCACGGCAACCCUGAAAUUGACAGGCUGAGAAAGGAGGUACAAGAUACCAAGGAGAUAAACAAGAAACUGAGAGAUCUGCUGCAGGAGCCUCAGACCCAGUCACUGGCAGAAGAGAGACACACUCAUGCCAUGACACUGCAAGCAAAGGAAGAUCUGCUGUCGGAGAUCAACAGACUUAAGACGAUGCACCACCUGGAGCUUGAUAAGCAGCGUGCAGAGAUGACCCAGCAGCACACCGAGUGGAGCCGACAGAUGACCCAGAGACACAUGCAGCAGAUCGAGGACCUACAGGCCCAGCUACAAGCACACACGCAGAUGAUGGCUCUGCAACAGGACCUGAAGCAGCAGAACCAGAAUCAAGUGUUUGAGCGUCAGCUGGACGAGAGUCGCUGUGCCAUGCUGGAGCUGCAGAGAGAAAACACAGCACUGAAGAAACAGCUAAAGGAACGAGAAAAAUCUCUUGUGCAUCUCUUUCCCAGCUCAGUGCAGAAGAGUUCAGAAGCUGAGGGGAAAGAAGAGGACAGUGCAGAAAUGUGGAAGACGAGGGAUGCCCAGCUAGAGGAGGAGGCACAACGCCUGAAGGAGGAAGUGGAGAAGCUGAGGGUGGAAAUGGAGAAACUCGAGGAGUCGCAGAAACACUGGGAGGAAAAGAAAGAAGAUGAUGUAAAAGAAGAGGAGGUGGAUGAGGAGAAGAAGAAAGAGCGGGAGGAAGAGAAGAGGAGAAAGGAGGUGGAGGAGAUCAGGAGGGAGCACAAGAAGGAGAUGCAGAGUUUGGUCUCUGAAUACAGCAGCGCCCAGAACCACCUGCAAGCUAGAAUAGUGGCUCUGGAGAACGAACUGCGUGAGCGGGAGGAUCGCUGCAGGAGAAGGGAGCCUCGAUGUGAUGACCUGCAGCUGGGGCGACUCCAGGAGAGGCUGAUGGAGAGAGACCAGCUUAUUAAACGUUUAGUGGAAGAAAGGCAUCAGCUGCAGCUACACCCUCCUGUUGCCGGGGACAACAGUUCCCCCAGGCUCCGUGACAGCAAGUCCCGCCCUGGGAGCAUCACGCCAACCAUGAGGAAAAAAGGUGUGGAGUCGCCUCCUCGUGUCACCAGCAUUCCAAGCGCUGCUUCCUACGACAGGAGCAUCUUCCUUCCCCAUUCCUCCUCCUCUACCUCGUCUUCCUCCUCCAUUCAUCCACACUCCUCCUCAACCCUCCCCCAUCAGUCAAGCUCCCAUCCUCAUACCUCUCCUCACUACUCCACCUCUUCCCUUCCGCACAAGCACACCUCCCUCUCUCUCAGCCAACAUUCCUCCCCCUCCCUGCCUCGCUCCACCAGAUCCCGGACGUCCUGCAUCCCCCCUACCCCGGCGCCAACUGCUCCUCUCCCGGUUUGUCCCUCACCUCCGACGGGCAUUCGAUAUGUGUCCCCCUCCUGCCAUGAUCCACAUACAUACUUCCAGGGCCAGACGAUCAGGGGCCCGUAUCUGGAGCCGAGGGGGACAGAAGGGCUGAAGCAGGAGUGGUUCACCAAAUACUUCUCCUUCUGAGCACAAAUACAAAUAAACACACACUGCUGCUGCAAAGACAUCCCAUGAACAGUUCAUUGCGCCUUUAAAAAAAUUGCUUCCAACAGAAACACACACUAAGCUUUUAAAGCACACCAACACACACUUGGACAGACAUAAGCACAUUGACCUACAGUAUUUAUAGGCUCAUCACCAGCAAGGCCAUCUCAAACAUUGCCUCAAAGUUCAACCCAAAAGUGCUUCUCAACACAUGCCUGACCUCUUCUGAGAAUAAGUCUGCCGGAUCUUAUUUAGACAGAAAUCAUUUAAGUCUUGUUUGUUUUAUAUAUAUAUAUAUAUAUAUAUAUAUAUAUAUAUAUAUAUAUAUAUA
Molecule: messenger RNA, 4862 nt
Organism: Nothobranchius furzeri (turquoise killifish)
Lineage: Eukaryota; Metazoa; Chordata; Actinopteri; Cyprinodontiformes; Nothobranchiidae
Gene: fam184b
Product: family with sequence similarity 184 member B
Source: RefSeq, a predicted model, not a curated record